CACAAAAUUCAUGAAAAAAAUUCAUGGAAAAUUAAUACUAAUUAAAUUCAUAACACUUAAACUUAACUAAACUAAAACUAACUAUUUACUAACUUAAGUGCUAUUAUUUUUAAAUUUAUUUUUUUCCCUUAUGAUCCUAUGGGCAUAAACGAGGAUUUCCUCCCGAGCAUCCAUUUGGUCCUCUUCUGGCAGGCAAUCCAGAAGAGGAACCAAACUGACCAUCACAUGAAAAUUGCUGCUUUUUUCUUUUUUUUCUUUAAAUAUCUCGUUUCUCUGUUUUUCAAUUUCAAUCAGGUCCUCCAAGGAAGGCCCAUCUUGGCGCCUUUUUUUGUUGGAGGCUCCUUUGAUAUGGUGGCUUGCGAUGGCAUGAUUUCAUUGCCAUCGUAAUCGUCAAGGAACUCAAUUUCCGUAGCGUUAUCUAUGUAGCAAAACAUAAAAGGAUGUUGUUAGUUACCAGAAAGUGUAAAUUUUAAACAUAUGAAUUCAUACCUUCCACUGCUUCUAAAUUUCCCAUUCUGGGUCGGGAUAUAAGGGUAUCCUUAAGAAAACUCAUGUUUUCAAAAUAUUUCCAUCGGAAAUGCUUAUACCCCGACCCAGACGGCUGGUUUAGUUCCGCAAUUUUGCGAGCAAAAGUGUCUCGCAAAUUUCUCCACUUUUGUUUGACAACGAUUCCUGUAAUAUAAUAUAAAUUUAUAAUUACAUCGCAUGUUUCACAUUUUCAUGCAACCAUUUUUAGUAGUGUAGUUGAUUUGUAAUGCUAUUAGUGAUCUAAAAAACUUAUUUUUUGUUUUCCCUUUUUUAGAUUUCUUUCUACUGGAAUAACCUUCAAAUCAUUGUCCUUCUCAUUUUAUAUGGCUCAUAACACAGUUGGAAAAAUAGUUUACGAGACAUGUGAAGCGAUUUGGAAGAUGCUAAACGAAGAGUUUAUCCCUAUUCCCACGACGGCUUUAUUUGAGGGAGUAGAGAAGGAAUUUCUUGAAAAAUGGAAAUUUCCUAAUUGCAUUGGUGCUAUCGAUGGCAAACACGUUAGGAUAAAAUCGCCGCCAAAAUCUGGUACGCUGUACUACAAUUACAAAAAAUAUUUCUCCUUACAUUUACAAGCAGUAGCAUAUGCCAAAUGUAAAUUCAUAGCCAUAGAUAUUGGUGAAUACGGCAGUCGAAGUGAUAGUGGCGUAUUUAAUUCAUCAAAAUUAUUUCAACUGAUACAAUCAAAUAGUCUUAAUGUCCCUGCUGCUAAACCACUACCCGAUACUUCGCAAAAUAUGCCCGACGGGUUUAUAGGUGAUCAGGGAUAUCCACUUAAAACAUUUUUAUUAUCCCGAUAAUGAACCCGAUCCCCCUAUCCCGAUAAUGAAGACCCAGCCAAACUUCAUUUCAAUGAGUUGUUAAGCAUUGCAAGACGCUGUGUUGAAUGCGCUUUUGGUAUAUUAGCAGCUAAAUGGCGUUGUUUAAAAACCGAACUCCAGGUAGCUCCGGACCAUGCAACUUUAAUAGUUCAAACAGCGUGUUUAUUGCACAAUAUAUAA
Molecule: messenger RNA, 1526 nt
Organism: Anopheles funestus (African malaria mosquito)
Lineage: Eukaryota; Metazoa; Arthropoda; Insecta; Diptera; Culicidae
Source: RefSeq, a predicted model, not a curated record